AUGAAUAAAUUAAUUUUGCCACCCGACGCUGAGAAUAAUAAUAAUUCUACUACGAAAGAAGUCGACAAUCGAGAAGAAUUUUCUUCUUUAUUAAAAAAAAUAGAACAUUUGAAAAUACCCAAUAAUGAUGAUUUUCAAGAACAUGAGAACACAUUACAAUUAUUAUUAAAUUAUGCUUCUAUACACUUUGAAUCACCAAAAUAUUCUCAGUUAAUGCAGAGCAUGUUACUUAUAUUAGUUAAUUAUUCGAAUAAAACAGUUCUUGUACCAUGUUUAAUAAAAACAGAUUAUCCAAGCGUACUUUUAACAUGGUUGAAUUUAAUUUCAAAUCGAGAAUUAUCGAGAGAUGCUGAUCGCCUUGUCGGUGUGAUAUAUAAUAUUAGUCGUCAUGAGAAUGGUAUACAAGUUUUAAACUCUCUUGAUACCACCAAUAAACUUAAAGAAUUUCAAAAACAUCAUCAAAAUUCAGAUAUAAAUAUCUUAUGUAUGAUGACUAUGGCUCUUCUAUCAACACCUGAACAAAUUAAAAAUGAUCGUCGACGAAUGAAUAAUAUUCUUGAUCAAUUAUUAGAAAUUAUUGUUAAUGCAUCAAAACAAUCAAUUGACUAUAUAUGUAGAGGAUGGCAUAUUUCAGAACCAUUGAUUGUUUUAGUUCGAUUAAUUUGUUAUGAUCGUACACUUGAUUACGUUUUACAACAUGCACAAGUUGAAAUUGAUACAUCUUCAACAGUAAAAUUUUUAAUCGACACAUUAUUAGAUUUUUAUAAAAAUGUUCACGAAGAUAAUCCAUUCAAAUUAUCAACAUGUACAGCACUAUGUAAUAUUCUCUGGAGUGUUUCACUUCGUCCACAGUAUAAAGAAGAAUUACAAGAGAGUAAAGAACUUAAAAUAUUACUGGAAAAAAUAGCUAUUGAAAAAGUUGUCAUUAAUCCUACUCAAUAUGUACCGACAUAUAUAGAAAAUAUACAAAAAGCUACUGAUGGUAUUCUAUGUAAUAUUAAUAAUGAUAAUCAAGGUACUAUUUCAAAUAUUACAGAAAAUGAGCGACAUAAACCUAUAGAUGAUGCAACAAUUCCAUCAAAAAUGAUAGAUAACAAACCAUUGAUUAUGAUUAGUUAUGCUCAUGGUGAUAAUAAUGUUUGUUCUCAAUUAUACGAUGAAUUAAAUAAAUAUAAUCGACAAUUUGAUAUUUGGAUUGAUUGGAAAAAUAGUAAAACAGGAUAUUUAUGGGGUAAAAUAGCUGAUGGAAUAGCAGAUGCAACUAUAAUCUUAUGUUUACUAUCGAAUAAAUAUUAUGAAAGUAAAUCAUGUCAACAAGAAUUUGUUUAUGCACAUGAUCAUCUCAAAAAACCCAUUAUACCUAUUUUUAUUUUGAAUGAUAAACCACCUGGUUGGUUAGCAAUCCACACAUGUAUUAUGAAAUACGUUCGAUUUCGUAAUGUGAACCAAUUGGAACAAGAGAAAUUAAAAGACUUGGUUGAAAUGAUCGAAGAAAAUCUAUUUGGGACAAAUCCUAAAAUAGAUCAAGGUUCUCAGCCACCUACUUCAUUGCCUGUUCAUCAUGAAAUAUUACCAAAUCAACAAACACUCUGUGACAUGAAAGGGGAUGAAAAAAUCAAUUCGUCGACAGGAACGGAUCUUUCUCGAAAAGCAGUUGAACAAUGGGAUAAAAAUGAUGUUAAACAAUGGUUUCAAGAAAAGAAUAUUUCAAUGGAUAUAUGGAAAUUAUAUCAGUUUGAAAAUGGUGGUGAAUUAUUAAGUUAUGCAUCUAGUCUUUCCAAUGAUGAAAAAAUUGAAACACAACAACAAAUUUAUUCUGAUGAAUUUGCUGAAAUGAACAAAGGUAAACGUCUGUUACCACAUCAAUUUAUAACAUUUGCUUAUGUUUUACGAAAACUAAAUUGUGAACAAGUUGCAAAUGGAACAAAACAGACUACUAAUUUUCCUUCUAAACAACAAUCCGUUGGAUCAAACAAAUCACAAACAUGUGAAAUAUCAUAA
Messenger RNA from Adineta steineri, 2001 nucleotides. The record is from the annotation of a GenBank genome assembly. NCBI's taxonomy places the organism in Eukaryota, Metazoa, Rotifera, Eurotatoria, Adinetida, Adinetidae.